ACAGAAAUUCUCAAUGAAACAAUCUUGUUUCCAGCUCAUCCAGACAAUAGCAUUGCAUAUCCUGAUUGUUCACCACGCGGUUUAAUAAGAGAAAGUUUGAUUAACAAGGACACCUCAAAACAUGGUGAAAGUCGCUAUCUGUUAUUUUUGACUGAUAAUUAUUCUUCCCUACAAAUUCUCAAGCAUUACAUAAUGAGUAGUUAUUCAAAAUCAAAUGAAUCCAAUUAUGAACCAUUUGUUCUAUUUGGCAGUAGUUUUCCUAAGGACAAAGAUUUUGCUCAAGUUUGUCGUAACAUCAGUGAAAUUAGACUGUGUAUGGAAACUGGGCGCAUGAUUAUUUUAUUAAAUUUGGAGAACUUGUAUGAGAGCCUUUAUGACCUUUUAAAUCAAUACUACAUUAAAAGUGGUCGUCAUCGUUAUGUUGAUCUUGGCUUAAGAACACAUAGAAUGAAAUGCUCUGUGCAUGAAGAUUUCAAGCUAAUAUUGAUUGCUGAGAAAAAAAAAGUUUACAAAGACUUUCCUACGCCAUUAGUGAAUCGUUUAGAAAAGCAUUUCAUUAACAAUGAAACAGUUUUGGAAGAUUGGCAGAAGAAUGUAGUUGAUGACAUAGAGAAAUGGCUUACAAGCUUUGUGACUGAUAAUGGGUUUAAGAUAGAAGAUGCUUUUGUUGGGUACAAUUCUGACACCAAAGCAGCUGUUGUCCUUCAAGCUAGUGCCAAAUUUCAAAAGUCUGACAAUACUUUUGAAAAACAAGAAAUGGUCUUUCAGCUAAGUAAGAAAUUGUUGCUACAAAUGGCUACACCAGAUGCUGUUAUCAGAGCUCUCAAAAAAAAUGUUAAAGAAAGCCUGUUUCUCAAACAAGUUUAUUUUUUUGAACAAGAACAUUCAUCACUUGGUGGACUUUUACAAAGAAUUUCAUCAGAUUUUGAAAAUAAAUUUUUAAUACAAGCAACUUCUCAUAGUCUUCCAAUGUAUCAAAGAGAAAUACACUCUCUAAAAGAUAUUUUAAACCUGGAGGAUAAACAACUUGAUAGAGUUCAUUUAGAAGCAUUUGAAACUGAGUAUGAGUUCCUGGCUAGUGUUGAUGUUGCUUUAGAAAAAGGAAAGCUGCAGCAAUUUUAUCAAAUUUUUGAAUGUGAAUUUGGACAGGACAAUGGUAACUUAAUUUCUUGCUGUCGAUACCGGCUAGUUGACAAAAUUAAAGGAAUAACUAAACAGCAGUCAUCAACUGUAUUUGUUUUAAUUGUUCACUUGCCAAGAAAAUGUGAUGAUUCAGACUUUGUUAGUUUUCAAGAAUACCCCUGGAUAUGCUAUCAUGUUGAUGAGCUUAUUCCAUCAGAAGAAUCAAAAGCUCUUCUGAGGCAAGUUAGUUGUCAGUCAAAGCCUCUUAGUCAUCUGUUUCUUGCUGAAAACUCAGAUCCAUUUUUUGGUGAAUUAUUUACUGAUAUAGAUGAUUCUUUGCAGUAUUUUCAGUUACGUCCUCUGGAUAGAGCAGCAUUGUGUCAUCCAGUCGAUCUUU
Molecule: messenger RNA, 1519 nt
Organism: Amphimedon queenslandica
Lineage: Eukaryota; Metazoa; Porifera; Demospongiae; Haplosclerida; Niphatidae
Product: E3 ubiquitin-protein ligase rnf213-alpha-like
Exons: 10
Molecular function (GO): ubiquitin-protein transferase activity; ATP hydrolysis activity
Source: RefSeq, a predicted model, not a curated record